AUGGAGGUGAGGAAUGAGACAACAAUCCAAGAAUUCAUUCUGGAAGGGUUUCCUGCAAUCCAGGACCUAGGGAAUAUCUUCUUCCUGAUCCAUCUGCUGGCAUACCUGGCUUCUAUCACAGGAAAUGUGGUGAUCAUCACCAUCACUUGGGUUGACCAUCGCCUCCAGACACCAAUGUAUAUUUUACUCAGCACGUUCUCCUUCUUUGAAUGCUGUUUUAUCACCUCAGUUAUUCCUAAACUGCUGUCCAUCUUUCUUUUGGGAAGGCAACCAAUUUCCUUUACUGCUUGUCUCAUACAAGCCUUUUCUUUUUUCUUUUUUGGGUCAAUAAUUUUCUUCCUCAUGGCAGUGAUGUCUCUGGAUCGGUAUGUGGCCAUUUGCAAACCUCUGCAUUACCCGACCAUCAUGAACCUGAAGACUUGCUUCCUCCUGGUCACUGCAUGCUUCGCUUUGGCCUUCCCUCUCAUCACUGGGCUGGUAUUGAAGGUUUCCUACUUAUCCUUCUGUGGCCCCCAUGUCAUCCACCACUUUCUCUGUGACCUUGGCCCCCUGAUUCAUCUCUCCUGCUCUGACACCAAACCUACUGAAAUGUUGACCUUUGUCCUCGCUUUGUUUAUCCUUAUAACAUCUCUUAUCAUAACCACCAUUGCAUACAGCAACAUAGUAGUCACAAUCCUGAGACUCCCAUCAGCCAAGGAGAAACAGAGAGCUUUCUCCACCUGCUCCUCUCACCUCAUGGUUCUCUUUCUGAUGUAUGGGAGCUGUGUGUUUAUGUAUGUGAAACCAAAGCAAACGAACAGGCUGGACUCCAACAGGGAGGCUGCCCUUGUGAACACGGUGGUGACCCCACUGCUCAAUCCUGUCAUCUACACUCUGCGGAACAAGCAGGUCCAUCGGGCUCUGAGGGAUGCUCUAUCGAGGUUGAGGACACAGAAACAGAGCUUUGGAGGCACUUAUCACUGCUUGGAGACAAAGCUUCUGAGAAGAAGCCUCAGGAACCAGAGGAGAUGA
This is a messenger RNA of Lutra lutra (Eurasian river otter), 1011 nucleotides long. Its product is annotated as olfactory receptor 6M1-like. The record is from RefSeq and is a predicted model, not a curated record. Lineage: Eukaryota; Metazoa; Chordata; Mammalia; Carnivora; Mustelidae. Gene Ontology annotation, biological process: G protein-coupled receptor signaling pathway. Bases 1 to 1011 code for a protein of 336 amino acids. Gene Ontology annotation, cellular component: membrane. Gene Ontology annotation, molecular function: olfactory receptor activity; G protein-coupled receptor activity. The transcript is spliced from 2 exons.